AAAAAAUUAAUUUAAAGUGAUAAAUAUUUAAUAAUAAAUAUGAAAUUUUAAAUAAAAAUUUUAUUUAUAUAAUUAAAUUUUUUAAUAAUUCGAAAUCAUAAUUAUCUUUUUCAAUUUCUUAAAAAACAACAUGAUGUCUCGUAGAAACAAAAUGAAGUCUGUAGAAAGCUUAGUUUGCUUAGUUAGAGCAGUUGAAAAUCAGUAUACAACUAUUGAUUUACAAAAUGAAACAUGUGUUCACGGUUUUGUUAAAAAUGUUGAUUAUAAUAUGAAUAUAACCAUGUCUGAUGUUACCUUAACUGAUCCUAACAAUAAGAGGUAUUAUUGUGAUAACUUUUACUUAAAAUCAAGACUAAUACGUUAUGUCCAUUUACCUCCAAAUAUAGAUAUAUUUUCCACUAUGAAAGAUGUUAUAAAAAAAACUUUUCCACCAAGAAUCAAAACAAAAAGUUACUCAUUCAAAAAUAAAAAGUUGGUAGCAAGACAAGAAAAACUCAAAAGAGAAGUGCAAAGUAAAAAAAAGUUAAUAAGUCAGUUACAAUAAUAUAAUUUUAUAUUGUAAAUCUAAAAAUAUUUAUAAAUGAAAAUUAAAUAUAUGUUUAUUAUUAAAUAUGAAGAAAAGUUAACUUUACACAAUAUAAGUUUAUUAAAUACAUGACUUCUUCUUUAAAAACUAAAAAUAUGAAUUGUAAUACCUAUUGAACACAAUAAAACCUAGGUUUUCACACAAA
This is a messenger RNA of Daktulosphaira vitifoliae (grape phylloxera), 731 nucleotides long. Its product is annotated as U6 snRNA-associated Sm-like protein LSm2. Gene Ontology annotation, cellular component: nuclear body; cytoplasmic U snRNP body. NCBI's taxonomy places the organism in Eukaryota, Metazoa, Arthropoda, Insecta, Hemiptera, Phylloxeridae. Gene Ontology annotation, biological process: mRNA 3'-end processing by stem-loop binding and cleavage. The record is from RefSeq and is a predicted model, not a curated record. Bases 131 to 544 code for a protein of 137 amino acids. The transcript is spliced from 3 exons. Gene Ontology annotation, molecular function: U7 snRNA binding; histone pre-mRNA DCP binding.